AUGCAGGUGUUGUGUGGAAAUGGAGACAUGGUGGAUGUUCUUUGCGAAGACGAACCACAAGCACUGCACCGGAUGCUGACCACAAGUCGCUUGUUGCUGCAUGAAGCUGUUUCUCAAGAAGUUUUGGAUCAAUUGAAGGAUUCGACCUCGACUAACGGAAUGCUGAGUGAUGAGGAGUUUGCAGAGGACGCUGACAAGGAGACUCUUCAGGAGGAUGUUGGAUCGCCUGAGCCCGAACCCAGCGAGAAGUCGGACGACAAUGGCCUCCCGGAAGCGGAGAGUAUCGAGUAUUCGCUGCAUUUGGGUGCUACACCAUUGUUCUUAGCAUCUUUGGCCGGGCACAUUGGGGUGGUUCAGAUUCUUUUGCAGGCACAGGCUCAAGUGGAUUCUUGCCUGCAACUUCAGGAGCGAUGCUGUUGUGGCACCGCAAGAACAGAUUUCUGCAACAUCCAUGAUGGGAUGACGCCGAUGACUCCUCUGAUCGCCGCUGUGCAGCAGAUCCAUAUCCCCAUCGUGCAGUGUCUCUUGCAGGCCUUAGCCCAGAUCAAUGGGACCAUUCCUCAAGGUACCACGCCCUUACACUUUGCAGCUCAGACUGGAAACACAGACCUGGUACAAUUGCUGUGUCAGCACAUGGCCAAUGUGCGUAGCACUUCGCACACAGGAGAAUUUCCACUGAUGGCCGCCGCGCGGGAGAGCUUCACCGAUAUCAUCCAGAUUCUUCUCACAUACCGGGCGGAUGUGAAUCAAAGCAAGACGGACAGCGUUCAGGACACUGCCUUGACCAUGGCAGCUGAGUUUGGGCUUUGCUCCGUGGCGCAUGAACUUUGCAAAGCUCGGGCAGAUGUGAACAAAGCUCGGAUGGCAACGUCUGAGGGAGCAGCCGCUACAGCUAUGCUCAUCGCUGCUGAGAAUGGCCAUUCCGCCAUGGUUGAUCUCUUGGGAGUCUUCAAGGCGGAUCCCAACAAGGUGACCUCAGACGGCUUGACAUCCAUGGCCGUG
Molecule: messenger RNA, 1002 nt
Organism: Cladocopium goreaui
Lineage: Eukaryota; Dinophyceae; Suessiales; Symbiodiniaceae
Source: the annotation of a GenBank genome assembly